This is a messenger RNA of Acanthoscelides obtectus, 4353 nucleotides long. The record is from the annotation of a GenBank genome assembly. Lineage: Eukaryota; Metazoa; Arthropoda; Insecta; Coleoptera; Chrysomelidae.
CCCAACCACAGCACGCACGUGUUUUGUCACCUCGCUAAUGUUGUUUGUGUUAAUUGUGUUACAGUUCCGCCCCACCAGCUGCUCAUCUACGACAAUUCCGGUAGGGACGUUUCCGGUGUGGUCGGACCUCUGGAAGAGAAGGCGGACUUGGUGCUUACGUGCGAAGUCAGGGGAGGUCGCCCUCCUCCCACAGUUUCAUGGUUCGUCAACGAACGCAUGGUUUCUGGUCAUGUAGAAGCCAUCGGAAACCAUGUUACAGUUAAUAGAUUAGAAGUAUCAGCUAUCACCAGACAACAACUUAACUCUACGUACAAAUGUCAAGCUAGCAACACCAAGUUAAUGAUGCCAGUAGAGAAAACCGUCAGACUGGAGCUACUUUUGAAACCGCUAAGUAUAGAAGUUAUUAACAAACCGAAGCAACUAGUAGCAAAUGAAGAAGUAUCUGUGAAAUGUGUUGUGGUUGGAUCAAGACCAAAAGCGCUGAUAUCCUGGACCAGAGAUACUCGAAUAUUUCGGAGAGGGAAGGUUGUUGAAGACGGAAAUGAGACUGUAUCCGAAUCGACAAUAACUUUUGUGCCAGUACCAGAAGAUGAUGGUAGCAUCUUCAAAUGUAUAGGAGAGAAUCCAAAACUCGUUGGUGUAGGAUUAGAAGACUCUUUCAAGCUAAACGUAGUUUACCCGCCGCAAGUGGUACUCCACCUCGGCAAUACUCUCAACCCUGAAGAUAUCAAGGAGGGCGACGACGUGUACUUCGAGUGCAACAUCAAAGCCAAUCCCAAGCAACACCGGAUAUCCUGGUAUCAUGAUGGCCAACCAGUAAGCCAAAACAUGUCUUCUGGCGUGAUAAUCAGCACCCAUAGCUUAGUUCUCCAAAAAGUAGCUAGAUGGCAAAGUGGAUCUUACACAUGUCUAGCAGCAAACGCUAGGGGAGAAACUUCCAGUGCACCAGUGUACCUCAGAGUUAGAUUUGCUCCAAUCUGCAUUCACUCCAACGGCCUGGGCCCAGCCAUAACAAUCGUGGGCGCGAGCGUCUCUGAAGCUGUCAAAGUGCGCUGUCAAGUAGCCGCCGACCCGUCUGACGUCACGUUCGUCUGGCAGUUCAACAACAGCGGUGACAGCUUUGAUGUUUCACCUGCCAAAGUCCAUCUUCAGGCGCCAAAUGCUAGCGAGCUGAUGUACACGCCCACUAGUGCCAGGGAUUAUGGCACCCUGACAUGUACGGCAAGAAAUUCGGUGGGCAGUCAGCAGGAACCUUGCGUCUUCCAGUCCACCAACGAACUGCUCUAUAAGAACUGUGGCCCCUUCUGUCAAUCGAACAGAAGUACUAACACCACUCACUGCGACUAUGGAGGUGUUUGAUGCACGGGCAUCUCGGAUACGAGCGAACUAUUCUGCCGAAAGUCUAGAUGGAGGUGCAUCCGUCAUGUUCCGGUUAGAGCUUGGAGAAAUGGUUCCCCCACCAGAGGGUGCACUCAGGAUGGUUGUAUAUGCCGAGAAUGCAAAAGGAAGAAGUGAAAAGGUUGUUUUGGAGGAUGUCAUGCUUAACGACGCCGAAAAAAGGACAGAUGGUACCAAUAACGUCAGUCUAGUACCAAUAGCAGGUCUUUUGACUGGUCUCCUCCUGACACUUGGAAUGGCAGUACUAGUUAUAGUUGUGAUAGCUGUCAGAAGGAAAAGAGAGUGUAAUGGUCGGUUGCACUGUCCACAUCACAUCAAUAUAGAUGCUUCAAAAACGAACUCCAAGCUUCGUCCAGUGGUGGGCGGCGCCAAUAAUACCCUCCCCCACCACCACCCAGGCUCCAUGCUGGAGAUCAACACUGGCGACAAUCGGUACGUCGUCGCGUACACGCUCAAGCCGGCAGCAGACUGCGCCGACGAAGGGGCAGGGCAAAGAUUGAUCACGCCCCCUGAAGCCGAUAGGGCGGUACCGCCAUCGCUCCUCCCACAGUUGGAGGUGGUGCGCGGCCAACCCGACAUCCUGAACGCACAGCCCAGAGGUGAGGAGGGUAGCGUGCUCGUACAGUGCCGGAAUCAAUGUCACUGCAAGUGUCGGUGCAGCCAUUUCGAUACAUUUAGACAUUUCGAGGAUGUAGUUUGAAAUUGAUUAGUAGGAUUUUAGUAUAGAAUGUCAUCAUAAAUAACAAAUAUAUCACAAUGAACAAAAAAACUUCUACCUGGUGCUACAAAAUGUUGUCAGGAAGGUGCAGGUUCAGUACGUAAAAGUAUGAAAAAGAACAUAUAGGCGAAUGUCACACUAUCAGUGUUUGCUGUGAUUCCUACUAUCAGCAUUUACUGAUCAUUUCGUCUGUGUCAUUGGAUUUCUACGUAACUUUAUAUUUCACAAAUUACUGACAUCCGGGCUACACAGUCAGUAAAUGAUAAAUAAUAACGGAUCACAAUUAAUGAUGAUUGUGUGACAUUCGCCAUAAGUAUACAUAUGUACCGAAAUUUAUCAUUUCCAUAGUGCGGAGUGUUCAGAUAUUCCGGUUUUUGAUAGCAUUACUCGCCACUGGUUUUUUUAAAAAUGAUCGUUCGAGUCCAUAUUCAUUCUGCUUGAAAAAGUACCUUCAGGAGUUUUUUGUUAAUUCCUUAAUUACUGACAGCACUUUUUAUUAUCGACAGAUAGACGGUUGUACUGUUUAAAAAUGUAGUUCUUAUUCAGAAUACGAAAAGCUCUCGCUUUAGGGUACUAAUUCAGUUUUAUUAAAAGAACAGUGACGAAUUGUUUUAUCACUGAACAUAGAUGCUUUAGAAAACAAUAUUGUAUAUGUUAAUGUGACCUUUUGAGCUUAGAUAAUACAUUUACGGGAAUUAGAAAUCAUAUUACUAGAAAUGUUUGGCAAUCACAAAUACCGCAUACGUAAAGCUUAACGUUAACCUUAAUCGACAUUCAUCACAAUCUGUAUUUGAAUAUGGUACGUAAACUGUCAAAGACGUACCAGUUUAACUCCUCGUUUUAUAGAAUCGUAGCACAUGAUUCUUUUCCAUAUUUUAAAGUGCUGAAUAUGCCCUUCAAUAUUUCCUGAGACUAUACUCAAUUAAGAUACACCCUAUUUCUGAUAAUGUCAACUGAAAUUCAACUUAUCACAUAUUAAAUUUAACAAAAUUUGAUACAUUCUAUACUAAAUAUUAUUCUGAACUGUGUCUUUCUGUAAAUCAAAACCUUAGGUUCAUUUGACUCUUUCGCGAUAUUUUCUUUCGAAUUGUGUAAGACUCUCUCUUGCAUUAGUUGUAAAGCUUGCUACAUCAAAACGCAGAAGCAUGAUUUUCUCGCUGCAGAACUAUCUCUUGGUGAACAUUUCAAUUUAUAAACCUUUUUUAUUAUCUUAGGAGAUAUCAAACCCAUUUGAUGCGUCUUCCCACCUCCAACUCAGUCAUUUGUGUUCACUCUAAAGAAAAUUGUUUUUGAUAUAUUUCCGCAUGUUUAAAAAUUUGUGAAAUACCAUUCCAGUAACAAAAGCUCAGAUUCAUUGCUGCCUAAUGAUCUCUAAAAGAUUUGCAUUCACAAUGUUCUUGCUUUUUGCAAUGUUUCUUUCAUAACUUGUGUCAACUAUAAGGCGUACCAUCAUCGUCGUUUGCGUAAUAGUGCCUAUCAUUGCAUAUACAACAUUUAUACAGCACCACUUCCGUUUUCCAUUUUAGAGUCUUAGUUGCACAAGGCUACAUCACUCCUUUGUAGUCUUUUUAUAUAUUCUAUUCUUCCAUUUACAGAAGAGAUGUGUUUUAGUUUUGCUGUAAAGUAUGUGCCCAAGGCGUGCUUAAAAACCCUACACUAUAACACGUUGAACAAGAAGUUCGAUUAACCUUGUACUGUGAGGUAAUAGUACAGAAAAUGCCGAAAAUCAGAUGUGUGAGGACUUUAAAUCAUUUUGGACUUUGAUAAGGUUCGUCGGUCACCUGACUCCAGUAAAACUGGGCGACUAUAGUCAUGAUUACAAGAUUUGCCUCCAAAUGCUAACUCAUUUUCGCAAUAGUUGAAGAAUAUACCGAAUAGUUACAAUGUUUACGUUCUUAUGUAAUCAUAUACAGUGUGUCCCGGAUUCGCUUCUCUAUACAGGGAUCUCGGCUCCUGUUAUACCUACAGCAAAGGUUAAAUGGGGAAAGUUUUAGAAUAAACUUGGUGCUUUCGAUAGCCGGCUUCGGAUUUACGAUCAGUCAAUUAGUUUUGAAAAAAUCAACGAAAAACCGGAAAUGACGGAAUUUGUUUUUUGCCAGUAAAUCCAAGACGGUUUAUUUGACAGCUAUUAAAGGGUGACAAUAUUCGGACAUUUAAAAAAAAAAAGAUAGCAUGUAUGACAUGUCUCAAUCGUCUUUUGUUUUUCAGCAACCCGCCUCAACUUUCAUUUUUCUUUU